AUGAAAAUCAGUGCUGGAACUCUCGUGGACUCUGUGGACAAAAAACUUGCGUUUGCCGACGAGCUUGCUGUUGGAAAUAUUGAGGUUAUGUCUCAAAUUGUUGUUCUUGGAACUCAAGUGGUUGGUCGAGCUUUCGCCCGAGCGAUUCGUCAAGAAUUUGCUGCAAGUCAAGAAUCUGCUCGUCGAGGCGGAGGUGGUCAACAAGGUGCAAACCGCGCUGCAGCGAACGCUAGAAGUGGAAUUACUCUGGAGGAAGCCCAGCAAAUUUUAAACGUCGAAAAAUUGGAUAACGAAAUUAUUAAGAAGAACUAUGAAUAUUUAUUUAAUGCGAAUGAAAAAAGUAAAGGAGGAUCAUUUUAUUUACAGUCAAAAGUUGUUCGUGCUAAGGAGAGAUUGGACAAAGAAUUAGAAUUUGCUGGUAAAACAGAGGGAAAAAAUGAAUAA
Messenger RNA from Gryllus bimaculatus (two-spotted cricket), 444 nucleotides. The record is from the annotation of a GenBank genome assembly. NCBI's taxonomy places the organism in Eukaryota, Metazoa, Arthropoda, Insecta, Orthoptera, Gryllidae.